Lycium ferocissimum is the source of this 2107-nucleotide messenger RNA. RefSeq lists its product as uncharacterized. Gene Ontology annotation, cellular component: cytosol. Lineage: Eukaryota; Viridiplantae; Streptophyta; Magnoliopsida; Solanales; Solanaceae. Gene Ontology annotation, molecular function: NAD binding; glyoxylate reductase (NADPH) activity; hydroxypyruvate reductase [NAD(P)H] activity. The coding region runs from base 71 to 1969 and encodes 632 amino acids. The record is from RefSeq and is a predicted model, not a curated record. The transcript has 4 exons.
UCAUCAAAAGAUAAGUUAAAAACAAUCUAGUACUAGUACUAGUUAGCAGUCUUCUGAAUCUAACAAAAAAAUGGAAACUAUAGGAGUACUAAUGGUAUGUCCAAUGUCAUCAUACUUAGAACAACAACUCGAAAAGCGAUUCACCCUCUUACGUUACUGGAACUUCUCCGACAAGAAACAAUUCAUCAACGACUACGCGCAUUCCAUAAGCGCUGUUGUUGGCAAUGCUGCUGCUGGUGCUGAUGCAGAACUUAUCGAGGCCUUACCCGAGCUAGAAAUUGUGGCUAGUUUUAGUGUUGGUUUAGAUAAAAUUGAUUUGAACAAGUGUAAAGAGAAAGGUAUUAGAGUGACCAAUACACCUGAUGUGUUGACUGAUGAUGUUGCUGAUCUUGCUAUUGGAUUAAUGUUGGCUGUGCUUAGGAGGAUUUGCGAAUGUGAUCGCUAUGUUAAGAAGGGGUUGUGGAAGGCUGGUGAUUUCACGUUGACUUCUAAGUUUAGUGGUAAAACAGUUGGUAUCAUAGGAUUAGGCAGGAUUGGCUUAGCAAUUGCAAAGAGAGCAGAAGCUUUCAACUGUCCAAUCAGUUACUACGCACGAUCAGAAAAGCCAAAUACAAAUUACAAAUACUAUCCAACUGUAGUUGAGUUGGCUACCAACUGCGAGAUCCUGGUCGUGGCGUGUGCACUAACCCCCGAGACUCGUUACAUUGUCAAUCGAGAAGUCAUUGAUGCAUUAGAUGCAAAAGGGAUUCUUAUCAAUAUUGGAAGGGGUCCUCAUGUUGAUGAAAAAGAGAUGGUAUCUGCUCUUCUUGAUGGUCGAUUACGGGGCGCUGGCCUUGAUGUGUUUGAGAAUGAACCUGAAGUACCUGACAAGUUGUUUGGCCUUGAGAAUGUCGUCCUGUUGCCUCAUGUAGCCAGUGGCACAGAGGAAACACGCGGGGAAAUGGCUGACAUUGUUAUUGGCAACUUAGAAGCUCACUUUCAGAACAAACCACUGUUAACUCCAGUGGUUUACCAUUUCCUGUCGACUAUGGAGAAAAUAGGAGUAUUAAUGACAUGUCCAAUGUCAUCCUACUUAGAACAACAACUCAACAACCGUUUCAACCUCUUCAGAUUAUGGGAAACACCUUCAAAACCCGAGUUCUUGAAUCACAACAGUAACUCAAUCCAAGCCAUUGUAGGUAACGCGUUUUUUGGUGCUGACUCGGAACUCAUAGAUGCAUUGCCGAAUUUGGAAAUCGUAUCGAGUUACAGUGUGGGUUUAGAUAAGAUUGAUUUGGAUAAGUGUAAAGAGAGAGGGAUUAGAGUUAGUAAUACACCUGAUGUGUUGACUGAUGAUGUAGCUGAUACAGCUAUUGGAUUGGCAUUGGCUGUGCUUAGGAGGAUUUGUGUUGCUGAUGGGUUUGUGAGAAAUGGGGUUUGGAAAAAUCAAGAUUUUGAGUUGACAACAAAGUUCAGCGGUAAAUCAGUUGGCAUAAUUGGAUUGGGCAGAAUUGGUUCAGCAAUAGCAAAGAGAGCUGAAGCUUUUGGAUGCCCCAUUAGCUACCACUCCAGAUCCAAGAAACCAAACUUAAACUACAAAUACUACUCUACUGUGGUUGAUUUGGCUGCAAAUUCUGAAAUCCUUAUUGUUGCAUGCGCUUUGACUGAAGAAACACGACACAUUGUUAAUCGCAAAGUGCUUGAUGCAUUAGGUCCAAAAGGCAUCUUAAUCAACAUAGGACGAGGUGCACAUGUAGAUGAAUCGGAACUUGUAGCUGCACUGAUUGAAGGUCGUAUUGGUGGGGCUGGUCUUGACGUUUAUCAGAAGGAACCAGAGGUUCCUGAACAAUUGUUCGGACUUAAGAAUGUCGUUUUAUUGUCCCAUGCCGCAAGUGAUACAGUAGAAACUUGCACGGCCAUGGCGGACCUUGUUAUUGCAAACUUGGAAGCUCAUUUUCUUCACAAACCAUUGUUGACUCCUGUGCUCUGAACAUGUUCAUUCAUCAGUGCUUGCUGGGCAAUCAGUAGGAGUUGUUUCUUUGAACAGAUUGAACAUUUCCAAGAUUCUGGAAAAUUGUAUUCUUUUCUAUUUAAUGAUAAAAUCCUACAAUGCUGCAUUUGUAGGGUA